AUGUGGCCGUUACGCUGGCAGGUGGUGGCUGCUGUAGCCGGGGGCCUAGCGCUGGCCCUGGAGACGCUACCCACUGUGCUGCGCUGGCUGUGGGCCGGGCGGCGGCGGCGGCGGCGGCCGCGGCGCGAGGUGCUGUUCUUCCCGUCGCAGGUGACGUGCACCGAGGCCCUGUUGCGGGUCCCGGGCGCCGCGCCCUCGGGCUGCCAGUGCAACCUGCCCCACGGCGAGAGCUCGCUGAGCCGCCUGUUGCGCGCCCUGCUGGCUGCCCGCGCCAGCCUCGAGCUCUGCCUGUUCGCCUUCUCCAGCCCGCAGCUGGGCCGCGCAGUACAGCUGCUGCACCAACGCGGGGUGCGCGUCCGCGUGGUCACCGACUGCGACUACAUGGCCCUCAGUGGCUCACAGAUCGGGCUGCUCCGCAAGGCAGGGAUCCAGGUCCGGCACGACCAGGAUCUGGGCUACAUGCACCACAAGUUCGCGAUCGUGGACAGGAGGGUGCUGAUCACGGGCUCGCUGAACUGGACCACUCAGGCCAUUCAGAGCAACCGGGAGAACGUGCUCGUCAUGGAGGACGAGGAGUACGUGCGGCUCUUUCUGGAAGAAUUUGAGCGGAUCUGGGAGGAGUUUAACCCGACCAAGUACACCUUUUUCCCUCAAAAAAAGAGAAGUCGCUGAGAUGCCUGCACGUGGGGAGGUGGGGCCGGUGUCCCUCGAGGUGGAGCGACCCUGGGGGGCCACGGCGACAUUCCCGCUAGGAGCCGCACGCUUCCGGGGCCGGAAUCGACGUUCUGUGCAAGGAAAGCCAGUCCCGUUAAAUUCCCCUUUGUUAAAUGGUACAGUUCCUUAGAGAGUGUCGGGGUUUACGAGGAAGAGGCCAUGCUGCAGCGGAAGGGCGGGUUUUUGGACCGCGUGCCGGGUGCCCCCGUCAGGGUUGCGCAUGCAGGGAGGGGCCAGCGCCUCGUCAUGGAGGCCGAUCCGAGCCCCUUUCCUGGUUCUGGGGCCUCCCCGGCUUCCCCU
Messenger RNA from Mesoplodon densirostris (Blainville's beaked whale), 1014 nucleotides. RefSeq names its product phospholipase D family member 6 (gene PLD6). Lineage: Eukaryota; Metazoa; Chordata; Mammalia; Artiodactyla; Ziphiidae. The coding region runs from base 1 to 672 and encodes 223 amino acids. Gene Ontology annotation, biological process: piRNA processing. The record is from RefSeq and is a predicted model, not a curated record. Gene Ontology annotation, molecular function: RNA endonuclease activity producing 5'-phosphomonoesters, hydrolytic mechanism. The transcript is spliced from 2 exons. Gene Ontology annotation, cellular component: mitochondrion.